This is a messenger RNA of Odocoileus virginianus texanus, 4004 nucleotides long. It is a transcript of the gene DSE, whose product is annotated as dermatan sulfate epimerase. The record is from RefSeq and is a predicted model, not a curated record. Lineage: Eukaryota; Metazoa; Chordata; Mammalia; Artiodactyla; Cervidae. Gene Ontology annotation, molecular function: chondroitin-glucuronate 5-epimerase activity.
CCACGUCUCUUGUGUUACCAGAGACCACACCCCUCCUCAGACUAAUCACCGAAGACUGUUUCUUUUGGCCAGCUCUCUGACCUUGAAGGAUCCAGCCAGCCGCCUUGAAGAUUUGGGUGCUAGACAUAAUACGGGAUCUUUCGAAGAUGGUUUGGCUGCCCUGGAGAUUUGGAGAUCUGAUGCCACGAUGAGGACUCACACACGGGGGGCUCCCAGUGUGUUUUUCAUAUGUUUGUUUUGCUUUGUGUCAGCCUGCGUCACCGACGAGAAUCCAGAAGUCAUGAUCCCCUUCACCAACGCCAACUACGACAGCCACCCGAUGCUCUACUUCUCCAGGGCCGAGGUGGCCGAGCUCCAGCUGCGGGCCGCCAGCUCCCACGAGCACAUUGCCGCCCGGCUCACGGAGGCCGUGAACACCAUGCUGUCCAGCCCCCUGGAGUACCUCCCUCCGUGGGACCCCAAGGAGUACAGCGCCCGCUGGAAUGAGAUUUACGGCAACAACCUGGGCGCCCUAGCCAUGUUCUGCGUGCUGUAUCCUGAGAACAUGGAAGCCCGAGAUAUGGCCAAAGACUACAUGGAGAGGAUGGCAGCUCAGCCUAGUUGGUUGGUGAAAGAUGCUCCUUGGGAUGAAGUCCCACUUGCUCACUCCCUGGUUGGUUUUGCCACUGCCUAUGACUUCUUGUACAACUACCUGAGCAAGACACAGCAGGAGAAGUUUCUUGAAGUGAUUGCCAAUGCCUCGGGGUAUAUGUAUGAGACUUCAUACAGGAGAGGAUGGGGAUUUCAAUACCUGCACAAUCAUCAGCCCACCAACUGCAUGGCCUUGCUCACAGGAAGCCUGGUUCUGAUGAAUCAAGGGUACCUUCAGGAAGCUUACUUAUGGACCAAACAAGUUCUGACCAUCAUGGAGAAGUCUCUGGUCUUGCUCCGAGAGGUGACAGAUGGCUCCCUCUAUGAAGGAGUUGCAUAUGGCAGCUACACCACUAGAUCACUCUUCCAGUAUAUGUUUCUUGUUCAAAGGCACUUUGACAUCAACCACUUUGGCCACCCAUGGCUUAAACAACACUUUGCAUUUAUGUAUAGAACCAUUCUGCCAGGGUUUCAAAGAACUGUGGCUAUUGCAGACUCAAAUUACAACUGGUUUUAUGGUCCAGAAAGCCAAUUAGUGUUCCUGGAUAAAUUUGUCAUGCGUAACGGCAGUGGCAACUGGUUGGCUGACCAAAUCAGAAGGAACCGUGUGGUGGAAGGUCCGGGGACGCCGUCCAAAGGGCAGCGCUGGUGUACUCUUCACACGGAAUUUCUCUGGUACGAUGCCAGCUUGAAAUCUGUUCCCCCUCCAGAUUUCGGCACCCCGACAUUGCAUUAUUUUGAAGACUGGGGCGUUGUGACUUACGGAAGUGCGCUGCCUGCAGAAAUCAAUAGAUCUUUCCUUUCCUUCAAGUCAGGAAAACUUGGGGGACGUGCAAUAUAUGACAUUGUCCACAGAAACAAAUACAAAGACUGGAUCAAAGGCUGGAGGAAUUUUAAUGCAGGGCAUGAACAUCCUGAUCAAAAUUCAUUUACCUUCGCUCCCAACGGUGUGCCUUUCAUUACUGAGGCUCUCUACGGGCCAAAGUACACCUUCUUCAACAACGUUUUGAUGUUUUCCCCAGCUGCCUCCAAGAGCUGCUUUUCUCCCUGGGAGGGCCAGGUCACAGAAGACUGCUCAUCAAAAUGGUCUAAAUAUAAGCACGACCCAGCAGCUAGCUGUCAGGGGAGAGUGGUUGCCGCAGCAGAGAAAAAUGGGGUGGUUUUCAUCCGAGGAGAGGGUGUGGGCGCUUACAACCCCCAGCUUCACCUGAGGAACGUUCAGAGAAAUCUGAUCCUCCUGCAUCCGCAGCUUCUCCUCCUCGUGGAUCAGAUACACCUGGGAGAGGACAGCCCGUUGGAGAGGGCAGCAAGCUUCUUCCACAAUGUGGAUUUUCCUUUCGAGGAGACGGUGGUAGAUGGGGUCCAUGGGGCUCUCAUCAGGCAGCGAGAUGGCCUCUAUAAAAUGUACUGGAUGGAUGAUACUGGCUACAGUGAGAAAGGAACCUUUGCCUCAGUGACAUAUCCUCACGGCUAUCCUUACAACGGGACGAACUACGUGAAUGUCACCAUGCACCUCCGAAGUCCCGUCACCAGGGCAGCUUACCUCUUCAUAGGGCCAUCCGUCGAUGUUCAGAGCUUCAGCAUCCACGGAGACGCUCAGCAACUGGAUGUGUUCGUGGCCACCAGCGAGCAUGCCUACGCCACUUACCUGUGGACAGGAGAGACCUCGGGGCAGUCUGCCUUUGCGCAGGUCAUUGCUGACCGGCAGAAAAUUCUGUUUGACCGGAAUUCAGCCAUCAGGAGCAGCGUUGUCCCGGAGGUGAAGGACUACGCUGCUCUGGUGGAAGAGAACCUGCAGCAUUUUAAGCCCGUGUUCCAGCUGCUAGAGAAGCAGAUCCUGUCCCGCGUCCGGAACACAGCCAGCUUCAGGAAGACUGCCGAGCGCCUGCUGAGAUUUUCAGAUAAGAGACAGACCGAGGAGGCCAUCGACAGGAUUUUUGCCAUAUCGCAGCAGCAGCAGCAGCAACAGGGCAAGUCCAAGAAGAACCGAAGGGGAGGCAAGCGCUAUAAAUUUGUGGAUGCCGUCCCUGAUAUUUUUGCACAGAUUGAAGUCAAUGAAAGAAAGGUUCGACAGAAAGCUCAGAUCUUAGCACAGAAAGAACUGCCGGUAGAUGAAGAUGAAGAAAUGAAAGACCUUUUAGAUUUUGCAGACGUAACAUACGAGAAACACAGGAACGGCGAUGUGAUGAAUGGCCGGUUUGGCCAGGCUCGGAUGGUGACAACGACUCACAGCAGAGCCCCGGCGCUGUCCGCCUCGUACACCAGGCUGUUUCUGAUCCUCAACAUUGCUAUUUUCUUUGUCAUGUUGGCAAUGCAACUGACUUAUUUCCAGAGGGCCCAGAGUCUUCAUGGCCAAAGAUGUCUCUAUGCAGUCCUUCUAAUAGAUAGCUGUAUUUUAUUAUGGUUGUAUUCUUCUUGUUCCCAAUCACAGUGUUAGUAUCGAAACUAUAAGUGGCUUGAUUGUUUUGUGGUCACAAGUCUAUGCAAAAAAAAAAAGAAAAGAAAAAUUCAUUACCCUAGUUUAUUACUGGAUUUUUUUUUCAGAUUCUUUUUAACAAAUUAAGGGGAAAGUACUUCCACAUAAGAAAUCAGGGACGUGGGGAACUCAGUAUGCAUAGAGGCAAAGAAUUAGGAAUAAGGGUAGCUUGGUUGUCACACGGUGUUUCUGGAAAUGUUUGGCUUGGCUGAUUUAGGAAUCCAUAUAAUACUACUCUUAAAAGAACAAAAAGUCUGGUUUUAAGUACUGUUUCUUCUUAAGAGAAAGAGACUUAGAUAGAAUUGGAUUUUAUUAAUAUUAAUUUAAUGCUGUUAGCGCUCUCCAGAUACUAUUUUAUGGAAAGACUGAGGCACACAAUUCUGAAAAAUACAGAAAAUUUUUUAAUGUUGUGAUCAUGUUGAAAAUAAAUGUUGGUAAGUCCUGGUUAUGAUGCUGUCAACUUCCUUGGAGAAAAAUUCAUGUGAAUAACAGUGUCUGCAUAUUGGGUUACUGUUCAGAUAACAUGGUAAAAUGGUGGCAGAAGGUUGUUAAAAACUUGAGAUAUAGCUCCAGCAGAAAACAUAUUUUAGUGAAUGAACAUUUCCUUGAUGAUGUUGGUUUCUGCAUACACAUAAUUGACUGCUUUUACACAUCCAUUGGUUGUUCAAUAAGUAAAACAAUUAUAGGUAACUUCAUUUCCUAUUUUCCUUCUAUGGAAAACUGUUACAGAUCCAAUGACUAACUUCAAAAUAAAAUAUUUUAUAUUUGACUGUUGAUUUGAAUACCAAAGAAGAUGGGGAAACUAAAAUUUGAAUGUAAUUCUCAUGUUUUUUUAAUAGAAAACUUUCUUUAAGUUUAUUUUGCUAAAUAAACAUCAUAAUUGUGAUUUUUCUGCAGU